Molecule: messenger RNA, 1209 nt
Organism: Saccharomyces kudriavzevii IFO 1802
Lineage: Eukaryota; Fungi; Ascomycota; Saccharomycetes; Saccharomycetales; Saccharomycetaceae
Gene: RAD55
Product: putative DNA-dependent ATPase RAD55
Exons: 1
Coding region: 1-1209 (402 amino acids)
Biological process (GO): meiotic DNA recombinase assembly; reciprocal meiotic recombination; DNA repair
Cellular component (GO): Rad51C-XRCC3 complex; replication fork; Rad51B-Rad51C-Rad51D-XRCC2 complex
Molecular function (GO): ATP-dependent DNA damage sensor activity; ATP binding; four-way junction DNA binding
Source: RefSeq, a predicted model, not a curated record
AUGUCGUUUGGUAUACCACUUUCCCAGUUAAUAGUUGACAGUCCGAAGCCAUUAAGCAGCGGCAUCACUGGAUUAGAUGAGAUUCUAAAUCUCGGAUUCCAGGCAAGAUCGAUCUAUGAAAUAUUUGGGCCUCCGGGAAUUGGCAAAACUAAUUUUGGACUUCAGCUAGUAAGUAAACUGUUGGAAGCCAUGCAACAGUCGGAGGCAAAUGACGAUAGAAUUUUAUGGAUAGAAGCCUUCCAAGAUAUGCCUAUCAACAUACUAAGAGAACGCUUUCCCGAAUUUGAUAUCGUGAAGGAGAAUCUGAAACGUGUCCGAAUAACGAAAUUUGGGCAGCUGUUAUAUUUCUUCCAAAACUUGUUCAAGCUAUCUCAAAGUAUGAAGUACAAACUGAUCAUAAUUGAUGGCUUUUCUCAAUUAGUUUGCGACCAUUUGUGUACGCUCAGUAAGAGAAGUGGUGGAACGCUAGAUAAGACCAUACACGAGUUAAAAUGUCGACAUUUAAUAUUGAUUUUUACAGCCAUGACCAAAUAUACACAUUCCACUGGCUCAACAAUAAUACUUCUGAAUGACUGUAUGAAUACGGCGUUCCAAUCAAAUGAAUUUGAAUCUCUAGAAGAGGACUAUGAAGUCCUAGAGGAUGGUUCUAAUUUCUAUGUCAACUCCAACAGUGAAAGACGCAAGAACAAUGUACAUAUUCUGAAAAGCGCCUUGGUUGCCAACAUUGCAAUGGGAGGUAAAGACUCCACGUGGGAAGUAUUUCUGAGGGACAGAAUUGGUCUCUUCAGGGACUGGAACGAGCAAGUGGAUGAAACGAUAUUUGUGAAAAGCAAGAGGGUGAAGACUCCAUCUUCGCGAGACAAUGCGGGAUGUACCAUCAGAGAAAUGAGGAUAAACAAGCGGAAUUAUGAAACCUUUAGAAUAGCUAUUGUCUUCAAUUUACAUGGCGAAGACGGAAAGAGAGAUGGAGGAAGAUUGAAACGAACAAGAAAUAGCGUUUAUCGUCAUCGCAUCGUCAAAUUCGAUUUUGAUAAAGCAACGGGCGAGUUCCGCGAUAUAAUUGACCAAAACAUCAAUGCUGGCCUAAUUUCGACAUUGUCAACAAACAACAGCAGCUGCUUACAAGUGUUCGUCAAUAUGGACUCAGAUAAUAACCUUAUACCAAAUGCGGAGGGAAAAGAGGAGAUAAUUUAUGAUAGUGAAAGUUAG